Ananas comosus (pineapple) is the source of this 1564-nucleotide messenger RNA. RefSeq names its product mitogen-activated protein kinase 5. The transcript is spliced from 6 exons. The coding region runs from base 170 to 1282 and encodes 370 amino acids. The record is from RefSeq and is a predicted model, not a curated record. Gene Ontology annotation, biological process: protein phosphorylation; intracellular signal transduction. Lineage: Eukaryota; Viridiplantae; Streptophyta; Magnoliopsida; Poales; Bromeliaceae. Gene Ontology annotation, cellular component: cytoplasm; nucleus. Gene Ontology annotation, molecular function: MAP kinase activity; ATP binding.
AAAGAAAAAAGAAAAAAAAACCAAACUCCUCACGAAAAAUCCUCUCUUUUGUUUUUUUUUUCUUGCUCUCAAUCUCUCUCCCACCCUCUCUCUACGCACACCUCUCUAUAAAUCCUAACCCUAGCGAGGAGAUCGUGGAGUAUUGGGGUGCCUUUUCUUUUGGGAGGAGAUGGAUCAGGGCGUUGCGGUCACCGAGUUCCAGCCGAUUCUAACGCAUGGGGGGAGGUAUUUGCAGUACAACAUAUUCGGUAACUUGUUUGAGAUCACCGCCAAGUACCAGCCCCCGAUCAUGCCCAUCGGAAGGGGCGCGUACGGGAUCGUGUGCUCGGUGAUGAAUUCGGAGACCAGGGAGAUGGUUGCGAUCAAGAAGAUCGCGAACGCUUUCGAUAAUCACAUGGAUGCGAAGCGGACGCUUCGGGAAAUCAAGCUUCUGAGGCAUUUGGACCAUGAGAACAUUAUUGGAAUAAGAGAUGUAAUCCCCCCUCCUGUUCCACAAGCAUUUAAUGACGUCUAUAUCGCGACUGAGCUUAUGGAUACCGACCUUCAUCAUGUUAUCCGGUCGAAUCAAGAUUUAUCAGAAGAGCAUUGUCAGUAUUUUCUCUACCAAAUCCUUCGAGGACUGAAGUACAUACACUCGGCGAAUGUAAUUCAUAGAGAUUUGAAGCCGAGCAAUCUUCUCCUCAAUGCUAACUGUGAUCUCAAAAUAUGUGAUUUCGGUCUUGCCCGACCCACAUCAGAAAAUGAAAUUAUGACCGAGUAUGUUGUUACUAGAUGGUAUAGGGCACCGGAAUUGCUGCUCAAUUCAACAGACUACACUGCUGCUAUUGAUUUAUGGUCUGUAGGCUGCAUUUUUAUGGAGUUGAUGAACAGAAAGCCAUUGUUCCCUGGGAGGGACCACAUGCAUCAAAUGCGUUUAAUAACAGAGUGUAUUGGCAUGCCUACUGAGGAAGAGCUGGGGUUUAUUCAAAAUGAAGAUGCAAAAAGAUACAUGAGGCAUCUGCCUCAGUUUCCUCGCCAGUCAUUUACAAAUCUAUUCCCACAUGUUCAUCCAGCCGCAAUUGAUCUUGUGGAAAGAAUGUUGACAUUUAAUCCCUUCAGAAGAAUUACAGUGGAAGAAGCACUUGCUCACCCAUACCUUGAAAGGUUGCAUGACAUUGCCGACGAACCCAUAUGCACAGAACCUUUCUCCUUUGACUUUGAACAACAUGCGCUCACCGAAGAGCAAAUGAAGGAACUGAUAUACAAUGAGGCCUUAGCAUUUAAUCCAGAAUAUAACAUUUAAACCAGAGUUUGGCCGUUAAGAAGAGAUGUUUUUGAGAACUAUAUUUAUAGUUUCCAACCGAUACUCGUGUAAAUAUACGAAACUGGUGAAUUAGGUUUGUGUGAUUAUAUUUGCUUUGUCAUAUUGAAGACUUUAGUUUGUAUGUAUAAGACAAUAUAGUGAAUGAGUAUGUGUGCGCAAGACAUAAAUGCGCACCCAAAUUUGUGUAUGACUUUAAUGGAAUAAAGCUUGUAACAUUUGUUCUAUUGAAAAAGCUUGCCUUCUUUGUUCACUGAGCUUAAA